Messenger RNA from Opisthorchis viverrini, 648 nucleotides. RefSeq lists its product as hypothetical. Lineage: Eukaryota; Metazoa; Platyhelminthes; Trematoda; Opisthorchiida; Opisthorchiidae. The transcript is spliced from 4 exons. The record is from RefSeq and is a predicted model, not a curated record. The coding region runs from base 1 to 648 and encodes 215 amino acids.
AUGCCAGUCGACCGACUUCCUCGAAGGGCUCUUUUCGCACAACCACGUGAAGGGUGGAGGAGAGCCAGAGGCGGUCAAACAGUGACUUGGCAGCGAAGUGUGAAAGCCAUUACCAGCAAACUCAGCUGCGCUGGUCACUGCCGUCUUCCUGGAUGGGGACCUCGAGAUGGGCCAUGUCAAUGGUUAGAGAUUGUCAGACAUAGCCCGGUCGCGCCCUCAAUGGCGCUCGUACAUCCAAGCUAUUAUCUUCAGUGCAUAGCUCCCUUCCCUAUCCCCCCACUUAACAGUCCACCUACACUCCCGCCUUCGUUCGCAACUAACCUACCCCACCUCCCCGAAUCAUCGGUGGACAAAACUGUGGCAGCUACAACCACUGUACGACAAAUAAAAAUGAAGCGGCACAUGGGACAAAAUUAUGCGCUCGGGAAGUGGAUAGAAAAGACCACUGAGGGAGAGAAGAGGUUGAUAAAAAGACAAGUGGAGGAUAGUCCUAGCCAAGGGCUUUCAAAUAAAUCAUGGUUGUACGGCAGCGAAGCAUCAGUGCUGAACACUGAUGUCGUGCUGUCGAUGAUGAUGAUGCCUCAUGGUCUCAUGAAAAAUAUGCACCUGGCAGUAUUAUUACAUUGUCUUGAAUUAGCAUCCGACUGA